Messenger RNA from Gordionus sp. m RMFG-2023, 3381 nucleotides. RefSeq names its product general transcription factor IIH subunit 1-like. Bases 28 to 1635 code for a protein of 535 amino acids. The record is from RefSeq and is a predicted model, not a curated record. Lineage: Eukaryota; Metazoa; Nematomorpha; Gordioida; Chordodea; Parachordodidae. Gene Ontology annotation, biological process: transcription by RNA polymerase II; nucleotide-excision repair; transcription by RNA polymerase I. The transcript has 8 exons. Gene Ontology annotation, cellular component: transcription factor TFIIH core complex; transcription factor TFIIH holo complex.
AUUAUAUUCAUGCAGGAAUUGUGAAGAAUGAAAUCUUCCGAAGAAGUGUAUGCCUUGAUAACCCAUGUUCGACAUAAAAAAGUUGACGGAUCUUUAUACAUUAUGUCAGAGCGUAUGGCAUGGUCAAUGGAAAAAUCUCAAAAUUUUUCUGUUAGCUAUAAAUAUUCAGAUAUUAAAACUCAAAAGAUUUCGCCUGAAGGUAAGGUGAAAAUUCAACUACAAAUAGUUUUGCAUAGUGGGGAAACCUCCAAUUUUCAUUUCAAUUCUCCGGAGGGCACGGAAAGACAAUUACAGGAUCGACUGAGAGUCAAAGAUCUCUUGCAACAGUUACUGCCUCGAUUCAGGAAACAGGUCGAUGCUCAAUUGGAAAAAAAAAACUUGUUGUUACAAAAAAAUCCUCAAUUAUUUACGCUAUACAAGGAGCUUGUCGUUACCCAGAUUAUUACCCCCGAAGAAUUUUGGGGAAAUUACGUAUCUAAAUAUCAAAAAUCUUUGGAUAACGAACAACUGAAUAAGACAGAAAAUGUGGACUCAAAUAUAAUCCGAAGUCAUAAGCAAUUAAUAGGGGUUAGUGCCUCCUUCCUUUCCGACUUGACACCUCAAUCUGACGGCGCCAACGGAAUAAAAUAUAAUUUGACAUCAGAUAUCAUAGAUUCGAUAUUCAGGAUAUAUCCUUCAGUUAAACAAAAGCACGAGGAACAUGUGCCUCACGUUAUAUCGGAUAUAGAAUUUUGGACAAAAUUUUUUCAGUCUCACUAUUUUUACCGGGACAGAAAUCUAACGAAACAAUCGGCUAAUAGCAAAGACUACUUUUUUUCCGAAUGCCUCAGGAUUGACGAAAAAAGCGUCCAAGAAGAAAUCGAGAAAGGUGAACCCAAUCCUCUUUUAGAUUUAGAAAACUUUGAUGACGAAACCGUGUAUUCUGAACCCAUUUUCGAUCUCUACUCCGACAUAAACAAUCAAACACUUACUCUAAUCCAACGAUUCAAUCAACAUUCCAUUCUUCUUUCUCAGGCUACUUUACCAAAAAGAAAACACAUAUCCGAAACCGGAAUUAAUGUUAAUACCUCUUCAAAGAGGCUUGUAUCCGAUAAUGCUAUGUUAUCGACGCAGGACAUAACAAUUGUUAAUCAGGAUAUUAUCGAAAUGCCCACUGGAAAAGGAUCUAACCAUAAAAACAAUAUUAAGAACAUAUUAAAAGAAAAGCUAAGCUUAGAAUACCAAGAUCUCAUAAAAGGCGCUAACCAAAUUACAGAUACAAAAGAUCAACAAAAUAAUUUAGACAACCACGGUGAAAAACAAAUUUUUUUUAAGCUUAAUAGUCCAGAAGAAUUCUCUAGGGGUCCUAUUAUGGAUGAACCUAUAGUAAUGUCCGAUAAUCAAUAUCUAUCAGAUGCCAAAUACCUAGCAGAUUGCAGAGAUGCGGUUAAGCAUGCUUUGGACAAGUUAUCCAUUCAAUCUACGCUCGAUGUAAAUGUCCAGCAUCGACACAAGAUCUAUGUCCUAGAAGGGGGCACAAAACAAAUCGGAAAUCGAGGCCCUAAAGUUAACCAUGGGCCAUGCGGCCAACCAACAAGAGACCAACGAGAUCAGAACUCCAAAAUGGACCCCACAUUAACGACACUAACGAAAUAAUGCACAAGCUGUCGUCGGAUAGAGAUUGAUUUCUCUCUAUAGUGUACUAUCCUACCACCGUCUGCGCUAACGGUGGUCAGCGCGUCGUUUGGAAAAUUCCAUAAACUGCUUAGACUCAUGGGCCUCGAUACCACGGAUAGUUUGGAGGUCGAUCUACAAGCCAGAUUAAAUCUAUCUGCAAUUUUCAAGCCCACCCCUCCCAAUCACCAUUUACAAAGAAAAUCGCGUUGCUGGGAUUCUGUCCAAAGUUCGAUAAUCAGGCUAUCAAUGACCACGUAGGAUACUUCAAGAAUCGAUUCAUUCGAUUGGCCUCGAAAUACACCCCGAUUAUCAGCCAGUUGGUAGAAGCGGGAGUGAUCAAACAGAACGACACCACUGUCUGCUCACCAUUGUUCUUGAUACCCAAGCAAAACGGCACACCGAGGGUCAUAUCAGAGUUUUCAAAUGUACUUAGAAAUUUUAUCAAGUAUUCUUUUCGUCUUAAAACGAUCCCAAUGAUAGCCCCCAUGUUAGCGUUAGCCAACAAGGCUACUAAGAUCCAUUUAAAAUCGGCAUUCUAUUCAAUCCCUCUUGCGCAAAGCAGACGACGCUUCUUAGGAUUCGCCACGUCAAGCGCUAAAUAUCGAUACAAACCUUACCGAUGAAAGCAGGAUUCUUGCUGUAUGCCUUGCAAAAUGUUGUACUAGAUCUCUGUGCGAAGUCUUAAAAAUGCAAACUAUUCGGUAUUUCUGGAUGAUAUCAUCAUCUUCCAUUCCAUAAUCACGUAGUACUCCAAGAUACGAUAUCAUUUUUGGACAUGACAACAUGCGGGUUAGUGGUGAACUAUACAAAAUCGGUUCUGGUUCCUACAGGCGAGAUUACCUAUCUUGUCAUCGAUAUCAACUUUAUCACAAAGACAGCUUUGUGGACAGGGAGAACAAAGCUAGCGAUUUUGUCAAUUGAUAUUAUACAAGUAUUCUUUACAAUCGAUGAGUAUCGAGUGUAAUAUCGUUCUGGAAGUGUUAGGAAUACUUAAUCUUUACACAUACUCUAUAACCGGGCUAUAAAGGGUUUUCGCACCGUACUAUGCUACCAUGCUCAACAAUGAAGAAGCCCCACCGAUUGAAGGUAGUGGUCGCGAUAGCGACCCUGAUAAAACCAUUCCCCUUCCUCUUCCCAAUCAAUGUGGUGAUCCAUGUCGACGCGUCACCUACACACAUUGGAGUUGCGGAGGCGUUAGAGGACAAAUAUUCAUUUACCUUCAAUGAAGCAAAACACGCGCUUGGGAUACCAGACUUAGCAACACCGCACAUCAACCAGAUGGAGGUAUUAGCCAUCUGGGUGGGUUCUAAAUAUGGUCUCAACAAUUACAAAACGAUAUCCUCUCUCGUCACGGAUAGUCAAGUGGCCUACACGAUAGUGAAAUAGGGAGGGUCGAGGUCCCCAGCCUGUGAGCACUUGAUAACGAGAAUCAUGCUCUCUAUCGGGUUUUUGGAUUUCGUUCAUUUGGCAAGAGGAAACGAACAGGCUCAUAGCAUUUUCCAUGGCAUAGACACUGAAGGAUUGCCCAAGAUCGAGGACGCGUUUCUUUGGAUCAGAGCCUCAACUCCCAUCCAUCUGAUAGAUGAAGUCGAUGCUCUAAACGAUGAUGCAAUAGCAAGAGAGGGGCUUCGACCCAGCCAUAUUCGAUGAAACGUUGAAUGUGACGCUAUAUGACACUCCGGAGGACAAUACCGUUACAACACCCCUCCUACAUUAAUUGAUAGA